This is a messenger RNA of Cutaneotrichosporon cavernicola, 1107 nucleotides long. RefSeq lists its product as uncharacterized. NCBI's taxonomy places the organism in Eukaryota, Fungi, Basidiomycota, Tremellomycetes, Trichosporonales, Trichosporonaceae. The transcript has 5 exons. Gene Ontology annotation, molecular function: ubiquitin-protein transferase activity. The coding region runs from base 1 to 1107 and encodes 368 amino acids. The record is from RefSeq and is a predicted model, not a curated record. Gene Ontology annotation, biological process: protein autoubiquitination.
AUGUCCUACCUUCACCUCCACCUCAGCUGGGAACCAAACGGGGCGAUUGACACCAUUCACACCCAACACAUUCAUCUUACCUCCCUCAGCCUCAUGCGCUACUCGGACUACCAGAGCUUGCUCCUCGACAGGCUGCGGAGACGGGGGUUCUCCAUCGAGGAGAUACGCAAGCUCCCGUGUCUGGCCAUGCUCGACUACGAGAAGCGGCAUAACAUCAUCUCCUGCUUCCACGAGAGCCUCUGCGAACCCUUCAAAGCGGUGUGCGCGUGCGACGACCUCUUACACCUCCGCGGCACAGCUGGAGGUGAGACGCCCACCACCCUCCUCCUGGAGUGGUCGAACACAUGUGCUCGUUACGUUGAGCGCGCAGCUCCGCAACAGCCCAGACCCCAGGCGUUGUCCAAGGAGGCGGAAAAUGAGUCGGAGCCCGAGGAAAACGGAAACUCGAGCUGUGUCAUCUGCUGGGACAAGGCGCGCAACCAAAUGCCAUACAUCUGCCAACAUAUUGUCAUGUGUGAAGAGUGCGUGACGAGGGUGGUGGACCCAAUAAAGUUAACCGGAUGUCCAAUCUGUGGGAACAUGGAAGAGCGCCGCGCCGGGCCAAACCUCACUGCGUCCCACCUCCAAAUCGAAGUCGACAGGGCCGCUGCAGUAGCUGAAGCUCUCUCCCGCGCGGCGGCCAUCGAGGCCGAGCGCAUCGUUGACGCAGUGGACGCAGCUGAGGCCAUCCAUGCUGCCGCCCUCGUCGAAGCCACCCAAAGGGCUGAGCGGUCAUGCUGUCUGACGCAUCAGGCGGCCUUGGAAGAUGCGGUGACCCAGGCGUUCGCUCUCGUGGAAUCGGUUGUGGAAACAGCCGUUGCGGAGGCGGUCGCUGAGGCUAUUGCCAAGGAACGGGCAGAGGCAAGGGAACGAGCGGACGCAACCGAAUACGGUGGUAUCUGUGUCGUAUGUCGUGAUGAGCUGGUCAACCAGAUGCCCUUCAAGUGCCCUCACAUCCUCUUGUGUCACGACUGCGCCCUACGUGUCGUCGAAUCCAGGAGGGGAUGCCCGUGGUGUAAGGUCACGGACGUGCAUCCCGCGGCCAAGUGGCGAGUGUACCUGCCAUGA